Molecule: messenger RNA, 1433 nt
Organism: Drosophila eugracilis
Lineage: Eukaryota; Metazoa; Arthropoda; Insecta; Diptera; Drosophilidae
Gene: mTTF
Product: transcription termination factor, mitochondrial
Exons: 3
Coding region: 75-1310 (411 amino acids)
Biological process (GO): termination of mitochondrial transcription; regulation of DNA-templated transcription
Cellular component (GO): mitochondrial matrix
Molecular function (GO): double-stranded DNA binding
Source: RefSeq, a predicted model, not a curated record
UAUCAGCUGUUCCUGCUGCUUGUUUUAUAAGUUGGACUAUUUUUUGAUAACUUAAAAAACAUAAUUAAUUGGGUAUGUUAAGGAACUUAGUGCGCAGCUUUGAGGCGGUACUUAAGCUGCAUCCAACCACAAACGUAGCUUCUUUGCACUGUAGCCGGCGCCUGCUCUUCUCACAAUAUGAAAACCAAGAAAAUCCAAGGAAAUCUCUGCUGACCAGCGCCACUUUGGGUGGCAACGAGGCGGAAAACGAUUAUGUGCCUUAUCGCCAGGAUCAGGAGACGGGCACUAAGGCCAGAGUGCUCCUCGAAACUUUGCGGGAACGUUUUCGCUUUACGGACGACGAGCUCCAGAGGAUCAUGAGUGACGAGCUUGUGCACCGCACCUAUAGAGGACGAUCGCUGACCUUGAUCCUGGAUAUGCUGCAACUAGAGGGGGUUAGCAGACGCAGCUUUGUGGAGUACCCCUGGCUACUGUCCUUAGAUAGCAAACGGCUGGAACUGAAGCUGCAGCUAAUAAAGUCGAUGGAAUAUAAGGACAUCAAUCACUUUGUGCCCUUUCUGCGCCUUACUGUGCCACGCCUUCGAAAACUCGUUGGCGCCCUCAAUUCCGAGAGGAACACGAUACCGCAGCAAAAUCGUGUGUACUACAUUAGCGAAAAGCUGCAGGUCAGUCCCGAAAUCGUAACCAAAUACCUUUCGAAGCGACUGUUUAUUUUGGAGAUGCCAUACGAGAUGUUCGAGAAAAACCUGCAGCACAUGAUCGACUACAAUGUGUCGCCGAUCAACGUCCUCAAGGAUCUCUGGGCUUUUCGGUAUACGCCAAAAUCGGUCCAGUUGCGUUUGGAGCGAGCCAAGCGAGCGAAGAAAGACAAAAUCAUGCCUUGGAUGGUGCGCUGUCCUGAGCCCAUACUACAACGCUCUCUGAAGCUUACCCUAGACGAGCUCAAGGUGUUGGGAGAGUUCUCCUCUGUGGUAGAGUACCUCGGUCAUCGUUUGGGCUUCAGCGCUAGUGAGACCAAAGUAAUCAUGGACAAACAUCCGCAGGUGCACACUGUGCGGGUCACUAAGAUAAAAGAGGUGCUAGACUACUUACUCGAUGAGGCCAAAUUCACAAGAUUUGAGAUCGCCCAAGUGCCUCGAAUUCUGUGCCACAGCCUGAAAACCACAAAGGCGCGUAUGGAGGAGCUAAAGUCCCAUGGCUGUCGACCUUCCUCCCUCGUCAUCGUCUGUCGCAGCCGAAGAGAGUACGAAAAGUUUUUGCAGAAUUGGAUAAGCCAGACAAGAAAUCCGCAGUCUGUUUCAGAACAGUAGUGUAUUGUAUUUUUCUAAAUACGGAGGUUGAACGAAUUGUUACCAACAUUUUUUAAAUGGAAAAGAAACUAUAGCCCUGUAAAAAGAUUGGAAUAAAAAACUAAAACUAACAUUUACAGUUAA